Messenger RNA from Acanthisitta chloris (rifleman), 1094 nucleotides. It is a transcript of the gene SPSB1, whose product is annotated as splA/ryanodine receptor domain and SOCS box containing 1. The transcript has 2 exons. Gene Ontology annotation, molecular function: protein binding. Gene Ontology annotation, biological process: proteasome-mediated ubiquitin-dependent protein catabolic process. NCBI's taxonomy places the organism in Eukaryota, Metazoa, Chordata, Aves, Passeriformes, Acanthisittidae. Gene Ontology annotation, cellular component: SCF ubiquitin ligase complex. Bases 1 to 822 code for a protein of 273 amino acids. The record is from RefSeq and is a predicted model, not a curated record.
AUGGGUCAGAAGGUCACAGGUGGGAUAAAGACUGUGGAUAUGAGGGACCCUGUCUACAGACCAUUGAAACAGGAGCUCCAAGGACUGGACUACAGCAAACCCACACGGUUGGACUUGCUGCUGGACAUGCCUCCGGUGUCGUACGAAGUCCAGUUGCUGCAUUCCUGGAACAACGACGACCGCUCGCUCAACGUGUUUGUGAAGGAGGAUGACAAACUCAUAUUUCACCGGCAUCCGGUGGCUCAGAGCACAGAUGCCAUCAGGGGCAAGGUGGGCUACACCCGGGGGCUGCACGUGUGGCAGAUCACCUGGGCCAUGCGGCAGCGCGGGACGCACGCCGUGGUCGGCGUGGCCACGGCCGAGGCUCCUCUGCAUUCCGUGGGCUACACCACCCUGGUGGGCAACAACCACGAGUCCUGGGGCUGGGACCUCGGGCGCAACAGACUCUACCACGACGGCAAGAACCAGCCCAGUAAAACCUACCCUGCCUUCUUAGAACCAGACGAGACUUUCAUUGUGCCAGACUCUUUCCUGGUGGUUCUGGACAUGGAUGAUGGGACGCUGAGCUUCAUUGUGGAUGGGCAGUACAUGGGUGUUGCCUUUCGAGGACUCAAAGGGAAAAAGUUAUACCCGGUAGUAAGCGCAGUGUGGGGACACUGUGAAAUAAGGAUGUGCUACUUGAAUGGACUUGACCCUGAACCACUGCCUUUGAUGGACUUGUGUCGGCGAGCUGUGAGGCUUGCUCUGGGCAAGGAAAGACUGACUGAGAUCCCUACACUGCCACUGCCAGCCUCCCUCAAGAGUUACCUGCUCUACCAAUGACCUUUGUGUUCAAGGACAGAGCUGGAACCAAGGCAACAUAUCGGAGCUGACCCACCAAGCCAUGGGUUCUCCACCCUCGUGUCAUCGCUACUGUUGGAACUCCUUGGCCAAAGUAUUCCUGCCACUGCUUAAGCCUCCAUGUGCCCUUAUUGGCAAGCUCUCCAGUAAUCCUUGUUUCACAGCUGUUUUGUUCUCUGGAAGUCACUUCCCCAGCACACAACAAAAGGAACACUUAGAGGAGCUCUGUGCUUCCCUGGAUCUCCUGAGGAAAG